Messenger RNA from Malassezia globosa CBS 7966, 1218 nucleotides. RefSeq lists its product as uncharacterized. Gene Ontology annotation, biological process: mitochondrial translation. The record is from RefSeq and is a predicted model, not a curated record. Gene Ontology annotation, molecular function: GTPase activity; GTP binding. The coding region runs from base 1 to 1218 and encodes 405 amino acids. Gene Ontology annotation, cellular component: mitochondrion. The transcript has a single exon. NCBI's taxonomy places the organism in Eukaryota, Fungi, Basidiomycota, Malasseziomycetes, Malasseziales, Malasseziaceae.
AUGCUCGCACGCACGCCACCCCCAUUGGUAAUUGAAGUGAGAGAUGCUCGAUUGCCGUUUACGAGUAUUAACCCGAAAUUCGAAGAGGCGCUGCAAAGUGCGCCAUCGGCGAAGGAACGCGUACGUAUAUCAUCCCAGACCUACAUGAGCGGCUGGGCAGCACGACGCCUUGUUGUAUAUACGAAACGCGAUCAGAUCGAGCGCGCUUGGGAGGGUCCUAUUGUCCGUGCACUAGCGAAACACACGCACGAUGACCACGUUAUGUUCGUCGACACACGCAAGAAGAACGACGUGCAACGCGUGUAUGACUGGGUAUGUGCGCGAGCAAAGCUGCUAAGCAAGGCCGCAGCAAAAGCAGGGGUGCGGCAAGCCUCCAACUCAAUGCGGCAUUCCCAUUUGUCUGGUGCAGCUCGAUACACAUCCACUCCUGAGACAGGUGUGCGCCUUCUUGUGGUGGGCAUGCCCAAUGUCGGCAAGAGCUCGCUGUUGAACGCAUUGCGCUUUGUGGGUACCGGGAAAAAAAGUGCAGCAAGCACACAUCCACAUCCUGGACAUACACGCAAGGUUACAGGCACAGUGCGCAUCACGCCCAGUGCGCCAUCGCUUGCUCAGCUGGACAUGAGUGAGGGGAUCGACAUGAAACGCCUCGUAGCUCGUGAGGCGCAUAGGCCCCCAUCCGUAUAUGUGUACGAUACACCGGGGAUCAUGGUUCCGUUCCUUGGAUCUGCAGAACAUGGCGGUCCAGAACGGGCGUUGAAGCUCGCUAUCACUGGAUGCAUGAAGCAGACGCUGUUCAGUGCCGAGGAGUUGGCUGAUUAUUUGCUUUUCCGGAUGAAUCGACGCUAUCUGUAUGCGCGAGCACAUGGCAGUGAUGCACUUCCUGCUUAUACGGCGCUUAUGAGCGAACCAAAGCUCACAGACGAUAACACCGAGUUCCUCUCUUGCGUUGCGGGAAAGGCGCCUGGAGCGCGCCAGCAGGGGGGAACUAUGAAUCUAUCCGUGGCAGCCGAGUUUGUCAUUUCGCAGUUUCAGCGGGGCGUCCUCGGCAGUCGCGAGCUCGACCUGGCCUUAAAUGAAGAGGACUUGCCACCGUCUAUAUCGCUGUCGACCUCUUCGUCAACCCCAGCGGCACCUUCCAUGUCAUUAGAUGAUCAGGUGGCAGUGCGACUUUUGGCGCAUUUGGCCUCCGUGAGUCAAGACCUGCAGGAACCUGCAUAA